Andrographis paniculata is the source of this 579-nucleotide messenger RNA. RefSeq names its product histone H4. Gene Ontology annotation, biological process: nucleosome assembly. The record is from RefSeq and is a predicted model, not a curated record. Lineage: Eukaryota; Viridiplantae; Streptophyta; Magnoliopsida; Lamiales; Acanthaceae. Gene Ontology annotation, molecular function: structural constituent of chromatin; protein heterodimerization activity; DNA binding. The transcript has a single exon. Gene Ontology annotation, cellular component: nucleosome. The coding region runs from base 64 to 375 and encodes 103 amino acids.
AAACUUCAAAAUCAUCUGCAGAAAAGUUGAAUCGACGAAGAAGCCAAACGCAGAGGCAAAAAUAUGUCAGGGCGCGGCAAAGGUGGCAAGGGUUUAGGUAAGGGCGGAGCUAAGCGCCACCGUAAAGUGCUUAGGGACAACAUUCAGGGAAUCACUAAGCCGGCGAUUCGCCGUCUAGCUCGUAGAGGCGGAGUCAAGCGUAUCAGCGGUCUGAUCUACGAGGAGACCCGCGGUGUUCUCAAGAUAUUCCUCGAGAACGUCAUACGUGACGCCGUGACCUACACGGAGCAUGCUCGCCGGAAAACUGUCACCGCCAUGGACGUGGUCUAUGCCCUAAAGAGACAGGGACGCACUCUCUACGGUUUUGGUGGAUAAUUGGAAUUAGGAACUACUUACGUGUAAAUUUGUGUUUUCAGUAGUUUUUUAUGGCUUAUUGAAUGGAUAUUGAUUGUUCCAAUUAGCUAUUCAGCGUUUUGAACGGCUGUAGCUUUAAGUUGUUGGAUUUAUCUUAAAUCUAAUGUUUCUGUUGGGUUCAAGCAAGAUAUUUUGGAAUUUGGAUUUAAGUUCGUUUUUGUGCAA